AUGGAUGCCGCCGCGGGGUCCAUGAGCUUCCUCUUCCUCAACCUGCGCAAGCUCCUGAAAGAGGAGUGCAACAUGCCAGCUGGCACGAAGGUGGAACUCCAGUCUAUGAAGAAACAGCUAAUGCUCUUGGCAGAUAAGGAGUAUAACAUUUUAGGCGAUGUGCGGGUGGAUCAGGUCGAAGCGGCAAUCAGUGCUUGGUUAUGCCACACCAAGAAGCUGUUGUUUGACGCUGAGACCCUCGUCGACUCCUUGUUGGUGCCCGCUGGGUGCCCUGAGCCCACCGCUAACCCGGAUGACCCUGAAAGCACCAACAGUGCAGAAAGAGGGGUGGUCGACUCCUUGUUGGUGCCCGCUGACUCUGAGUGCCCUGAGCCCACCGAUAACCCGGAUGGCCCUGAAAGCACCAACUGUCCAGAAAGGGCAGAUGCCAGAAUCAGAAACAUCACGGAGCGUGGUUUAUCGCUGAUGGGUUUACUUUCCAAGCAAGGCGAAUACAUACAGGCUCUGUACAAACAGGAGGAAGAGGCAGAAGAGCUCGUCGGCAUUGACAGGCCGAGGGAUGAGUUGAUCAAGAUGUUGGCAGAGGGAGAUGACACUUCAGAGAAGCAACUGAAAAAGAUCUUCAUUACCGGUAUUGGAGGAUCAGGGAAGACAACUCUUGCCCGAGCGGUGUACAAUAAGCUUAAACCGCAGUUCGACUGUGGGGCUUUUGUUAGGGCCCCUGGUUUUGUGUACCAUUACAUUGAUGACCGUGAAAGUGAGGACGUUGACACCAGUAACGUAGAGGGUCGCCUGAAACAUGCAUUUUACUUGGAGAUGCUCUCUCAACUUGACGUGGAAAAUCAUAUGGAAUUCAACAAAAGUGCAUUUGGUUCUGGCGUUCCUGAUGAUGAAAUUAGAGAACUUCUUCAAAACAAGAGGUACCUUGUUGUACUUGAUGAUACAUGGGACUUGGAACAAUUCGAUUGCCUCUUACAAAUCUUGCCAAAUAAUGUUCACGACAGCCGAAUAAUUAGUACAAUUCGCAUUGAUAAGAUUAAUCGGUUGGGUUUGUCACUCUCUGAUGAGUCGGUAUAUAAAAUUAAGAGUAUUGGAUACCCAGAUUCCAGAAAGCUGUUUCUAAAGCAAUUCCUUGUCUGUGACUGUGAGGCCUGUUGCCCCAAUGUACCUACAGACGUUUUAAAUGAAAUCUUGAAGAUGUGUGGAGGUUGGCCUUCAGCAAUAAUAAGUAUAGCUUUGGUACUAUCUACCAGAGUAACCGCAACAAAGCCAUGGGAGGAGAUGCUGAAUUCUGUAUAUUGUGUUUGGAGGCAGAUGGCAAGUUUUGUAGAUUUUAAAUCUGAUCGUAAUUUUGAUUUUGAAGAAUUGAUACAAAUUCUAUUACUUCCCUACAGCCACCUUCCGAGCACUCUGAAGAAUUGUUUGCUAUACUUAAAUGUACAUGCAAGGAAUCAAAUGAUUCAUAGGACUACUAUGGUUACGAAAUGGAUUGCUGCAGGCUUUAUCUCUGAAUAUGUGGGGCCUAGUCAGGACGAAUUAGCAAGCCAGUACUUUGAUGAACUCAUCGACAGGAAUUUCAUUCAGCUGGUGGAAUAUGGUAACUAUUUGGGGGAGGAGAUAUAUGAAGUUAACUAUAUGAUGCAUAAUGUUCUUAGGAGGUUAUCAGAAGAAGAAGAUUUUGGUACUGUCUUUUCCGAUGGUGGUACUUCAAGGGAAUAUCUAGAGUCUAUAUGUACUCUUGAUUCAAGACAAAUGUGGGUAAGUGCCAUGGAAGAGAUCAGUGGGCCGACAGGAGUAAGGGAGCUUCAUAUAGUGUUGCAUGAUCAGCCUGCAGACAAUGACCAGAACCAUAAGUUACUGUCUUCCAUAGGCAAGUUCGAGAAUCUUGAAUACCUUAAAAUUCAUGGUGACUACAAUCCGAGCGACGAAUUUCCUGUAUCCCUCUAUUGUCCUCUACUUGAGAGGCUGAAAAUAGCAGGAAGAUUUGUCAAAGUUCCCAAGUGGAUUGCACAGCUUAGUACCCUGAAGAAGCUAUAUGUCAGAGUCUGUAAGAUAGACCGAGAUGAUCUGAAGAUACUUGAGCUCUAUGCUUGCCCAGGUGAUAAGUUUCCUUCAGGUCUCACCAACCUUCAUAGUCUUGAGAAGAUUAUGCUCCAGUACUCAUCAGAAUAUGCAAGCAGCGGAGGUAUCACAAAUGUAGUUGCUGUCAUGAAGGAAGAGGCUUGUAGCCACCGUAAUCUGAUUGAUCUCUCAGUCAAUGGCAAACAUGAAGAUUUCCCACCCAACACCAGGGUUGAAGAAACGAUAAGUGAUAACGGAAUCGAAGAGGAUCCGUUCCGUGGUAAUGGUUACGACGAGCCGUUUCUGUCCAACACCAGGGUUCGUGAAAAAAUAACUGGUAUUGAAAAUAAAGGGGCUUCCAACCAUGGUAAUCUGAUGGAGCUUUCUGUCGAUGGAGACCGUGAGGUGCCGCUGUCCAACACCAGGGUUCAUGGAACAAUAACUGGUACUGAAAAUAAAGAGGCUUCCAACCAUAGUAAUCCAAUGGAGCUUUCUGUCGAUGGAGACCAUGAGGUGUUGAUGUCCAAUGCCAGGGUCGAUCAAACAAUAGGUGGUACUGAAAUCAAAGAAUGCUAUUAG
Molecule: messenger RNA, 2640 nt
Organism: Lolium rigidum
Lineage: Eukaryota; Viridiplantae; Streptophyta; Magnoliopsida; Poales; Poaceae
Product: disease resistance protein RGA5-like
Exons: 3
Coding region: 1-2640 (879 amino acids)
Biological process (GO): defense response to other organism
Molecular function (GO): ADP binding
Source: RefSeq, a predicted model, not a curated record